ACAACCCUGUACCACUAACCACUAAUCCCAUGCGCGCCUGAGCCCGUGCAGAUCCUGUGCCCUCUUCUUAUUGUGAACCUGCCCGCGCAAACUUGCUGCUCUCCCACUUUCGCCGCCUCUCGACCUUCGCCCCAACCGCAAUUAAUGCUGCCGAACGUCUCUCGCCGUACCUCCUACCACCACAUCUUUAUCAAAGCCAUUCGGUCGGUCAAAUGGCGCUAGGCUUUGGCUCCAAACCCGAGAGGGCAGACAGCCCAUCCAACGACACCAAGGCCGCUGACGAAUUGUUCAACAAGGACGCUGAGAAUGGCGGACUUGAGAAACAGCGCCAGGGAAGCCGCAUUGAGGGCCCCGCCCGCCGUGAUAUCGACAGCAGCGAGGAGGAGAGCAUCACCGUGGGAAAGCAGAUCGAGCUUGAGGCCGGAAAUGCCAUCCAGUACCGCACCUGCAGCUGGCAGAAGACGGCCGCUCUGCUCUUCUCCGAGUACAUCUGCCUGGCCAUUAUGUCCUUCCCGUGGUCCUACUCCAUCCUGGGAUUGGUACCUGGCUUGAUCUUGACGUGCGUCAUUGCAGCAUUGGUACUGUACACAUCUUUGAUCUGCUGGGAGUUCUGCAUGCGCCACCCAGAGAUUCGCGAUGUUUGCGAUCUAGGCCAGAUGAUCUUCUACAACCACCGCUGGGCAUUCUGGUUUACGGCCGUUAUGUUCAUUUUGAAUAACACCUUCAUUCAGGGUCUCCACUGCCUCGUGGGCGCCAAAUAUUUGAACACCAUGACCGGGCACGGAAUAUGCACAAUCGGUUUUUCUGCCAUUGUAGCUGUCGUCUCCUUCGUCUGCUCCCUCCCACGCACCUUCGGUACGCUCUCCAAGGGCGCGACCGCCUCAGCCUUGUUCACUUUCAUCUCGGUCCUGCUCGCGACGAUUUUUUCUGGAAUCAUGGACCAUCCGAAGGGCUGGCCAGCCGAGACUGGGCCCAUUGAUCCGAUUGUCCUCGCAGUCCCUGCUGCAGGCACUACAUUCGUCGCGGGAAUGAGCGCCUUCAUGAACAUCAGCUACACCUUCAUCGGCCAGAUUACGCUCCCCAGUUUCAUUGCCGAGAUGAAGGAGCCCAAGGACUUCCCCAAGGCCCUCUGGGCCGUCACCAUCGCCGAGGUCAUCGUCUUUGGUCUCGUCGGCAGCAUCGUGUACGCCUAUACUGGUACCCAGUACAUGACCGCACCCGCCUUUGGUUCCAUCGGAAAUGAAGUCAUGCUGAAGAUCUCGUUCUCCUUCAUGAUCCCGACCAUCAUUUUCCUAGGCGUUUUGUACGCCUCCGUGUCCGCACGCUUCAUCUUCUUCCGCUUCUUCGGCGGUACCUACCACAUGGGUAGCCACACCGUAGUCGGCUGGGCCGCCUGGGCCGCCAUCCUCGCUGUGCUCUGGUUACUGGCUUUUAUUGUCGCGGAGGUUAUUCCCUUCUUCUCGGACCUGCUGUCUUUGAUGAGCUCGCUUUUCGAUGCUUUCUUUGGCUUCAUCUACUGGGGCGUUGCAUACUUCCGUAUGCGCGAGGCCGACUACGGACGCAAUUACUUCAAGAACCGCGGUAUCCGCGGCUGGGCUGGCUUCCUCUUUAAUGUGGGCCUGUGCUGCGUGGGUCUAUUAUUUUUGACUGGGGGAACGUACGCAACGGUGCAGAGCAUUAUCGACGGGUACAAGGCGGAUAACUUUGGCGGAGCAUUUACAUGCCAGGACAACGGCUUGUAGAGGAAGAAAAGAAUCGCGGGUGGUCUUGGGUAUACUAAUUUUUUGGGAUUAUUUUGUGAAUUUGCGUGUUUGGGCGUAAUCGGUAAUAAGGGAUCAAGACGAGCUCCUCGCAGGAAUGCAGCCUGCGGCGGCCGAGUCGGUAAACAUGUACGGUUUAUUGCUAUGACU
Molecule: messenger RNA, 1910 nt
Organism: Paraphaeosphaeria sporulosa
Lineage: Eukaryota; Fungi; Ascomycota; Dothideomycetes; Pleosporales; Didymosphaeriaceae
Exons: 3
Coding region: 213-1742 (509 amino acids)
Biological process (GO): amino acid transmembrane transport
Cellular component (GO): vacuolar membrane
Molecular function (GO): amino acid transmembrane transporter activity
Source: RefSeq, a predicted model, not a curated record